AUGAGGACGGAAUCUUGCCGCCUGAUGGACAGCAUCCGCUAUUUUGCUCACACCGCAUCGACCGCAGAGAUCCUGGCAGCCAUCGAGCUGGCCAUAGAGGAGGUGAGGCGCGGCGCGAUGAGAUCCAAGGAUCUCCGCAAGUACUUGCAAGUGCUGACCCGCCACCGGCGUCGGGAAGCCUACGACCGACGGUUUCCUCACGGAUGCGCAGUGUGCAUCGGUGAGCCCGUGAGGUUGGAGGGCGAGUCGCCGCUCGCUAGACGAGGCCGUCAGCCCCGCCUCUCCGAGCGGCCAGUAGACGUCGCCCGCCGGAUUGGCGUCUACGAGACAUGUCCGCUUCUUGCUUUGCUCGCAAAGCGGCAGAGGAAAGUUAGCACCUUUCCUCAGCAGCUUUGGGAUGCUGUAGAUAUCAAGAGGCGUGCGGCGGCGAAGGAGAGGCUGGUGUUGGUGGCGGAGGGCGGGGCCACGCUCAAUACGAUCUGCGGACGUAUGGGGUGGACCGUCGGUGCAACGAGCAGAGGUGAGUGA
Molecule: messenger RNA, 528 nt
Organism: Tricharina praecox
Lineage: Eukaryota; Fungi; Ascomycota; Pezizomycetes; Pezizales; Pyronemataceae
Exons: 4
Coding region: 1-528 (175 amino acids)
Source: RefSeq, a predicted model, not a curated record